Molecule: messenger RNA, 1112 nt
Organism: Beta vulgaris subsp. vulgaris (sugar beet)
Lineage: Eukaryota; Viridiplantae; Streptophyta; Magnoliopsida; Caryophyllales; Amaranthaceae
Exons: 3
Coding region: 219-725 (168 amino acids)
Biological process (GO): phylloquinone biosynthetic process
Cellular component (GO): peroxisome
Molecular function (GO): 1,4-dihydroxy-2-naphthoyl-CoA thioesterase activity
Source: RefSeq, a predicted model, not a curated record
AUUAUAUCUUCAAACUUGGCAUCCUACUACAGUCUGACUCUUUACUUGUUUGUAUCUUUAUUUCCCAAGACACAUGGCUGAUGGCUCGCUCUUUAUUUCCCCCUCGGCCCUCUCCCUUUAUAUAUUCUGCGAUUGCGAGUUGACGAAUUGGUUACCCAUAAAAUAAAAAAUUCUGUACAAAAAAUUGAACCGAUAAAAAAGAGAAAAGUGGGUUAUAUAUGGAGAAUCAGGCGCAAAAACAAGGUUGUUCAUCGACAACUUCCGCAACCUGUAAGACGGCGGAGUUAGACGCUCCUCUCCACACUAUUGGUUUCGAAUUUGACGACUUAUCACCUUCCUCUGUAUCCGGCCAUCUCUUCGUCACCCCUAAAUGCUGCCAGCCGUUUAAGGUGUUGCACGGCGGAGUAUCGGCGUUGAUAUCGGAGGCGCUAGCGAGUAUAGGAGCGUAUUUGGCUUGUGGGAUGAAAAGAGUAGCGGGUAUUCAUUUGAGUAUUGAUCAUAUGAAGAGUGUUCAACUUGGUGAUCUUGUUCUUGCUCAGGCUACGCCCCUCAGUUCUGGUCGCACCAUUCAGGUGUGGGAGGUAAGGUUAUGGAAAGGCGAUGCGAGCAGCAUGAAGAACGAGUAUCUGAUAUCGUCAGCUAGGGUUACACUUGUUUGCAACCUCCCUGUUCCCAACCACUUAAAAGAUGCGUCUCAACCAUUUCGGAAAUAUGCCAAAUUAUAAGUUUUCACACUGCCAAGAGUUGUAUUAAAGAGUGCUGAAAUUUUGCAAUUUCUAAUGCAUUGCUCUAUCAUAGUCGUGUAAAGGGGGAAGGGAUCGAGCAAUACCUUCUGUAAAAGAGGUGUAGUUGAAUUAAUAGCAGGUGUGCACACAUCUUACAUUGCUAAUUGGUACAAGAUCAAGCAAUCUUUUAGUGUCAAAGUCGGGUUUAGACUUUAGAUUGUUUCUUUUGUUUAUAUUUUUCCCUUUUCUUUUUUCUGUGAGAAAAAUUCGUGCGUGUAUAUUUCUGAUUUUAUAUAAUACAUUACCUAGAUGUUUGGAUGAAAACUCAAGCACCCUUCUGGUGAUGUUUUUAUUUUAUUUUAUAUUAAUAUAUAACUAGUUUUUGAA